GGACUCAAGACUUUGAAGACUUUACUAGUUUUACUUUAUAUUGUGUUCAUUUGUUGUAAAGUUGUGUUUUAUCAAACUGCACACAGAAAACUGGGGGACAGGUAGUAUUAUCCCAUCAUAGGAGUACUGUUAUUUUCUUUCAUAAUCUUGAUUGUUCAGUGUAAAAAAUGUCAGAAAAUAAUGAAAAAUGACAAUUACUUUUCCCUGAAGCCCAAGUGAACAUAUUCAGAUGACUUGUUUUGUCUGACCAACAGUUAGUCAGAAAACUGGGAAAACUAGCAAAUAUUCACAUUUGAGAAGCAGCUAAUGGAGAAUUUUUGACAUUUUUUGCUUGAAAUUUAAUUGAAUGUUUAAUCACUUAUCAAAAUGUUUACCUAUUCAUUUUCUAUCAAUCGAUUCAUCAAUUAUUUCAGCUCUGGAGUCCUACCAGGUACAGGGGGGUCAGUAGGGGCCCAACAACAUUGUUUUUCCUGGGGUCCCAUAGCAGGUUUGUUCAGCCAUGAUUUUGCUGAACUGUCUCUGACAAUUUUCUUCAAAAUCUCAAACGAUCUUGCCAUUAAUUCCACAUUUUACACAUAAAUCUAUGCAGAGCUGCCGGAUAUGUUUGUUUAGGAUGAAAAGUGAUCUGACAGCUCUCAACUUCAAACUGCAUUACAGAGUACAGUACAUGUCGAUUAGCUGCAGCCUGGCGGUAGUAGUUGGUGAUGAAUGAAAGAUGGUAAAUCUGAAAUAAGUAUUUAACCGCAGAAUUGGAAACGUCUUCACUGGGCAAACUUAACAGUCAAAAUUAUAUUUAAAUUUCAGGUGUAAGCUGUUGUUGACUAAUUUGUGGUCAUAACUCAGACAUGUCAUUUUAUUAAACAACUUUAUUACUGUAGACAAAACUGCUUCCCAAAAAUAAUUUCCUUUUUAAGCGUAAAUAACAUCCAAGCUUUUUCUUUUUGAAAUUAGUGGGAGAAAUAUUUACCAUUUAAUGUCACUGUUUCCCUUUUCCAUGAGUGGCCCAGGAGUGGGUUAUUACUGCAUAUCAUUUAUGACAUGAACAUUAUUUAUUAACAUUAUUAACUUUAUCUAUAACAUUAUCAGUAGUUCUGUGCACAGAUAAGAUGUGUUAUAUUACUAAGAUUGAAACUUAAAGAUACAGCGGUGUGGUUGAACAUGAAAGAAUCUGUGAACAUUGUGAAUGUUAUUUCAUUCUCUACUGUCCUUUAUAUCAUGAUUUAUGACAAAUAUUAUUUCAAAAAGUUCAUGUUCCAGAUUUAGGUGUAGGUUAACGAUAUUUUUGCAUUUUCUGAAUAUAUUUUAAAGCAUGGACUAGGAGGAGAAAAAUGACUUAUGAUAGAUUCAAGUUCUUUUCUCUAUAUUGAUUACAGGCUAUGAGCUGGAUCAUAUUAAUAGUGUUUGAUAUUAAUGGAUGCAUAUGUGGACUGUUUUGUUUUGUUUAAUCUCCAGUGCUGGAUAUCUCCUGGGAUAUUUGUAUGCAGGCUGUUCAUAUCUGGAUGAUGUUAAUGUGUUGUGCUGUUCGAUGCUGAUGAGUCAUUUACAGAAAAACCUGGAAUGGGGGAGGAGAUACAGUUAAUGAGAAAGCGGAUGACACACCGUGUGUGAAAGAGCUUCACAUUCAUUCAUUUGUGAAGAAAGAAGACUCGUCCUGUGCAGUUCGUCGGGUGAGUCCAAAAUUAAAUUGAUGGUAGGAAUAUAUCUAAUAAUUGUUACCACUUUAUAGUAAGGGUAUAGGAAUUAUCAUGAAUUUACACACAAAUUAAUUCAUGUAAUACCUCAUGAGCUAUCAGGAAUUAAAAGUAUCGUGUGGUCCUGGUCUUAAAGAGGAACUCUGUGUCAAAAUCUAGUUUUCAGACUUUAAUAGUUUUAGUUUAUAUUGAGCUCAUUUGUUGUAAAGUUGUGUUGUAUUAAACUGCAAAGAGAAGACUGAGGGCAAGGUAGAAUUAUUGCAUCAUAGCACUGUAAGGCUACAAACAACUAUUAUUUUCAUUAUCAAUAAGUCUGACAAUUAUUUUCUUAAUUAUUUUAAGGAAAAGUACACGCUUGAGAAGUUGAAACCAGCAAAUUACUGGCAUUUUUAAGUUAGAAAGUGACAAAAAUAAUUAUUCAAUUAUCAAAAUAGCUGCUGAUUAAUAUUUGCAGGCUCUAAUUGUUGCAGCUCCACCAAGUUGUAAAGUGACACUAUAAAUGCAGUCCAUUUACCAUUUAAAUAAACUGGAAAUACUUAUGGUAGAUUUUAAUUUUAUAUGCUCUACUUUGUUUCAGGUUAUGUGGGAGCAAAUAAAAACACUAAAGCACAAAGAAGAUGAGAGUUGAUGAACAGUUUUUAAAAAUCUUGUAGUAUUCUAAGGGAAACAGGAUGGGACGUCAAAAAAGGAGAAUUAAGUGUUUGUUCUGUUCAGCUGGGGAUGAAGAAGGAGCAUCAGAAAAAGAAGAAGAAAACACUUCAGAGGAGAAGGAGAAUGAGUCAGAUGAACGCAGUGAAGAACUACAGUGGAUGAAUGACACUUCACACACAGAAGACACAGAAGUCGUAGUGAUUAGUGCUCAUGGUGACAUACGGGUAGGGUCUAGCCUUAAAACUAGAUCAUAUAUAAGAACAAAAAGAAAAACAUCUUGUUUCAGCGGGGCGGCCAGAGUGAUCAGGAAUGCUCUGUCCUCUGCUUUAAAUUACAAAUCUUCCCCCAGAAGAGUCAGUCAGUCAAGCACACUAUCGCGCCCCCCUGUGGCUACUGCAGCAUGUGCAUCUUCUUUUCUCCCCCAUCCGCCUCCUCAAAUUGCUCAUCUUCAACAUGACAAAUCUUUCAGGCAGUCUCUCCCAGGAGACCCUAAUCUGUCCCAGGAGACUUCUUUUAUACAUGAAGCCCUGGUGGAAAUGACAGCACCUGUUAUAGCUGAGUCUGUCCCUGAGACCCUGCCAACCCAUUCUCACCUCAGUCCUGAUUGGAGUAGACGAGACUUCAGCUGCUUGCCUUGUUCUCACAGCGUGCCCUCACUCAGUCAAAUAACCUCUACAAAGAACAAGAACUUAACUCGAGCAAAGAGCUUACCUGACAUGUUGUUAAAAGACAGCUUUGAGGAGUUUACACCUGAUGUUACUGUUGAUGAAAAUGAGGAAACCUACAGGUUCCACUGCUCCCGUCCAGGCCUGUACCAGUGCAGUGUGACAAGUCUGGUGUUUCACAUGGAGGGAGAAGGGGACGUGGUUUACAGGAUUGUCUCUUGGAACUGCAGACUACUGGCCCAACAUCACAAGAAGCCUGCAGGACCCCUGUUUGACAUCAAAUGUCUGCAGCAGUCUGUGUGUCAGCUUCAUCUCCCACACUGUGAGAUCCGCUCCACAGGUGGAUGUGAAUUCUUGUCAGUUGCUCAUGUGGAUGAUGAGGGCAUCGAGUUUAUUACUCCUCAUAAGAUAACAGAAACUCAUGUCAUUAUAAACAUCACAGGGUUUUCUGGUUUCGGUAAUGUCAAGGAUGAAGACUCUCCUCCUAAACCGGUCCGAGCACUGGUGCUGCUGUUCUACAGACCCCCGACUGAUCCUGAUCCAGAAUCUCUCCUCAAUGUGUUGUUGCUACCAAGGAACGUCGUGCUGCGUGAUGUGAAGCGCAUGAGGAACGAAUCAGCUGAUGGGAGGUUCAUCGAGUGGUACAUCGACAUAUGUCCCAACUGUACACUGUUCCCAAAGCAUAAGUACAGACUGUCCACUAGUCCUGAAGACGACUCAGUUCUAGUUCAACCAACAGUAGCAGAAUUUGAUGAGGAGUACUACAUCGACUACUUCCCAUCAUUCCAGGUGAAAUUAAAAACAAUCAUGAAAAAUAUUCAACUUUUUUUAAAAGAUAAGAACAGCUCCUGCUGUGUCUGGGAAAGCCAGGUUUCUCUUCAGUCCACUGGAGUAACAAAGCCCCAAGGACAGUGUGCUCGGAGUCUCCUUUCAAACGAGAGGCUGAAGAACAUAUGGACCAGCUUCAUUGAUGGGAUAUCAGGACCUGUUCUCAAAAGUCUGCUGGACAAGAUGUUUGAGAAAAAGGUGAUAACUGACUCUGAGAGAGAGUUAGCGGAUGAGAUGCAAAACAAAAGAGACAAGGCUCGUUUUGUCAUCGACACGGUGACGAAGAAAGGUGAAGCUGCGAGUUCAGAGAUGAUUGAGUUUCUCUGUGAGGAAGACCCCUUCCUCUGUAAACAUCUUGGGUUGAUGUGAAGCACAAUGAAGAGGCGGGAAAUACACUUUAUGUUGACCUGGUGGUUAGAAACUGAUCGUCCUGUAACUGAUGUGGAAGCAAAUAACUGUAUUACGUUUCCUUGUGUGCAUUAAGCUCAGAGGAUUUAUUAUAAUGUUCUGUAUACUGUAAGUAAUGUAUGAUUUUUUAGAAGAUCCUGGUUAUUUAUUUUCAGUAGUUGUCUCACCCUGAUGAGGGAAAAGAAAAAGAACCUGCCAAACCCUUUAUUUAAGCCUGUAACAGUCAACAGCCAGGAGGUGGAGCAAUUGAGCUCCUUCAAAUAUUUUGGGACUGUUUUGGAUCAAACCUUCACCUUUUCUGAGCAUGUGGGAUCAUAUUUACUAAAAAUCACAAGAAAUACUCUUUCUUUAGUGCAAACUGAGGAGUUUUGAAGUUAGUCAGCACAUCUUAAACAGAGUGUAUCAAUCCCUAAUAGAGAGUGUUCUUACAUUCAACAUUGUGUCCUGGUUUGAAUACCCGACUGUCAAAAACAAGGCCAAACUUUUCAGAAUAGUCAAACUUGGCAGUGUAAUAGUAUAAAAAUAAUAUAAUAAUAACUAUAAUUAGUCGUUAGUUUAUCACCAUGACAAAGCAGAUGAACAAAUGACAGACAAAAUCUUGGAGGAUUCAUACCAUUGCUUGAAUCAUCACUUUCAGCUCCUAUGGCAAGCUGUUUUAACAUUUAAUAGCUAGACUGGAUAUAUGUUGCAAAUAUCCGUAAUUCAAUUCUUUCCAGUCAAAACGAACAUUUUAUAUAUCCACAAUGACAUUCUUCCUAAGACAAAUGAUGUCACUUUUGCCAUUAAUGUGUAUUGGGCUUUUAAUUUCACAUAUUCACAAUUGCAGUUUUGAUACCUAGAAUGAACAUUCUGGAUAUCUGCAAUAGAAUUAUUACUGGGAAAAACUCCCAUUUCUACAGUCCAGUUGUUAAUAGCCAUAACUUUAAUUUCAUGUAUCCAAGUGAAAAACCAUUCCAGAUAUCCAUAAUGUAAUUUAGGAUAUUCAAAAAUACAUUAAGACUAGUAAAAAUGUCCUUAUGGAUAUCCACAAUUUGUAUUAUGACUAGUAAUAAUGCAAUUUCAGAUAUCUACAAUUAGAAUUGUGACUAGAAAUAAUGCAAUUGCAGAUAUCCACAAAUGCAUUGUGGAUAUCUGUUGACAGGUAGAUAUGAUGCCAUUUCAACAUAACAGGGGUUAAUUAACUAUCCACAGUUAUAUUUAAGAUCUCUAUAACAGCGUUUCUCUUAGUCAAAAUUACAUUCUUAUUAGCCAGACUGGCAAUAACAGACAUCCACACUAACAUUGUUACGAGUAAAAUUGUAUUUCAAGAUAUCUAAAACUUUAUUUCUCCUUGUCAAAAUUCAGCUAAAGAUAUGUUUAAAUCCUUAAAAAGUAUAAGUGGCCGUUUUAACAUUUAAUAGCUAGACUGGAUAUAUUUUGCAGAUAUCUGUAAUUAAAUUCUUCUCAGUCAAAAUGAACAUUUCAGAUAACUACAACGACAUUCUUCCAAAGACAAAUGAUGUCACUUUUGCCAUUUAAGUCUUAAAUUGAAUUUUGAUCUUCAUAAUGCAUUUACAAUGUAAAUGCCUGACUGUUGUUUUAAGACACACCUGAAGAAUUACGAACCUUUCCUUUAAAACGGUUGUUGACAAUUACAGAGUUGGUUUUAAGAGAUUUGACAUACUGUGCAUUGACAAUACAGCACUAAAUCCAUUAAAAGUGUUUAAACAUCUUGAACAAAGAACACUGGCUGACUUGAGGUGUUCCUGGUUGUUUGGUGUUCAGGCACUUCAGUAUUAAGCUCCAGGUUGGACAUAACUUAGAAAAAUGUUUUAAGGAGUUGGAUAUAUGGGAGCAUUCAUAAUUACAUCUUUGAUGUUGACAUGAACGCUAUUUACAAGUUUUACACUGGUUAUUACAAACUUUUUUAAAUUUGCUUUUUUCUUAUUACAAACUAGUCUAUGACAUGAAUGCAGCCAUGACAUCACAUCAUUUUUCCAGUUUUGAUACUCGUUUGUUUGUUUUUUUGUCAAACUUUAUUAAAGUUUAAUUUGAAAACAAUCAUGGUAUAUUUUCAUCUCAGAAAAAGAAUAACAACAUGUGUCAUGUUAUUUUAACAUGACAAUAGUACAUACAUGUAAACAUAUGGGAGCAAUGUAGAAAAAAAUAAAUAAGAAUACAAAUAAUUUGUGUAAUAUAAAGCAAAUGAAACAUAAUAAAUGGUUUCUGUCAAGUAUUGUGAAAUAAAGUGUAAAGAUUUCUGGUUUCUCAUUCUUCUUUGUUUUUAGGGACUUAAUGUAUAACUUAAACUUGGUAAAAAAUAAAAAAAAUAAAAAUCUAGCCUAAUUUAGUUUAACAUAAUGAUGCAUUGCAGCACAGUUAUUUUUUUAUUGAGAAGAAACACCAAAUAUUUAUUUCACUUCUGAUAUCUCUUGAAAAAUGAAGAGUAAAUGAUGGAACUACUAUAAUUUUUACUUAAUUUAUUCCUAUGAUAUCAUUACUACAUACAAGUGUUGAAAUACUGUUUCAAGAAUUUUGUCAAUAACAUGUUUCUUCCCUCCGAUGUAGAAAGACGUAGAGGUGCCGUUUAAAGCUAGAAAUAUAUAAUAUAUUUAUUUCCAAGGCAAAAUUAAUGGAUUACCAGACAACAGCUUGUUUACUAGCUAUGUCUUGAAUAAUUGAUAAAUAAUGUGUUUAUUAUACAUUUUAGGUCCCUGUUAGCUGACACCUUAAUGACACUGAAGUCUUUCAGCAGACUGAGAGCAACAUUAUAAUCAUUUAUUUGGACUCAUGUUUGUGUCCACCUGAUGAAUGUGAGUCCGAAAUUCACAGGAGUCUCCACAAAUUCUUGAGAAAAUAUCAGACUCUUUAGCUGCUAAAUGUUCCAAUUUCUUCACCAGAGAGAGCACAGUGACCAACGAACCAAAACAGUACAUGUGUCAUAAAAACAAAACUAAACAAUAAAUCUCUGAGUCUGACACAAGUGAACCGUUUGACAUUCCACAUAGUCAUUAACUUAGUGUUAAUAUCAAGAAUAUUGAUUAAUGCACCUUUUGAAUUAAACACUUUAAAGUCAUGUGUCCAUAUUUACUGCUGAUUCUUUUCAACAGUAAAAAAAAAACAGUAUAGUACAUAUGAUGAGAUAUUUUUAUCAAGUGAAAGUAAAAUCUGAUAACAAAUUCUUAACUUGACUUAUAUAAUGAAUAUUUGGAAAUAUCCUCAUUGGAUCCCAUUUCUUAAACAUACAUUAAAAAACUAAUAUAGCUCAAGGUAAGAUUCUAUCACAAUCAUGUGCAUUGAUCUUUUUCUCCUCAAAUGAAACUUUGACAUAUUAACACAUUUAAUAAACGUUUACAGAUACACUGACCAUAUUGUUCCUCACUUAGACCUCAGCUUUUCUCAAAGACAC
This is a messenger RNA of Thunnus maccoyii (southern bluefin tuna), 7631 nucleotides long. RefSeq lists its product as uncharacterized. The coding region runs from base 2363 to 4204 and encodes 613 amino acids. Gene Ontology annotation, biological process: regulation of apoptotic process. The record is from RefSeq and is a predicted model, not a curated record. The transcript is spliced from 2 exons. NCBI's taxonomy places the organism in Eukaryota, Metazoa, Chordata, Actinopteri, Scombriformes, Scombridae.